AUGGUAAAUCAAAAGUCCUCUCCUCGUAGCAUCAGACUACGAGCGCUCUUCACAGACGUGCUAAAGGGCACAAAAACCAUCGACAACAAAAACGCCAAGUUGUUCCUCGAGGCAAUCCGUGACCAAGAUAGCAACAAGGCUCUGUGUGUCCAGAAAAUUCAAGCCAGCGACCACGGACGUGCUGCGUUUCAAGCCGCUCUCAGCUCCAGCACCGAGCUUUGCUUCCUCCACGAAUCCGUCACGCCGAUUCUUCGUUACCUCGCUGCACCAGAACUCAAGACGCUGUGUGGUGGAGUAGUUUUGCAGCAGCUGAUAACAAGCUUUAUCGAGGCUGAGCUUGUCUGGGUCGCAUAUAUCACUGCUUUCAAAGCUGGCCAGCUGGCCGGAGACGGCGAGUGCAAUGGCGAAGAAGCAUUUUCCUGGCUCUUGCUGGAACUUCUUUCUUUACCAAAGGAGAAAGCCUACACAUUUGUACACCUUGCACAAGACAGUAGCAUCAAGGGAGCACUGCUCGAGUCACACAAACAGGGAGUGCGUCUACGGGCACACAGAAUUACACAUAUCGUUGAAAAUUUGAUCGCAGGGCAUGAUAAUUAUCAUUCGAAUGAACAAUCCAGCAGCAGUGGCCCUGGCGGAAGACACAACAAUGACUUCGCUGAAAUCAAUAAAAUUGCCAUCCUCCCAACUACUGACGAACUCGCAGCGAAAGAUCCUUACCUCCCACAUGCCCACGAGACGAAAACACUGGCGAAGCGACCAGAUGGACUGGCAUUUUAUCUGGACGGCCAGUUUCGCCUACUCCGCGAAGAUAUGCUGCGUGAUCUGAGAGAGGAAAUACACGUGGCACUGAACAUGCAGAAAGAAGGCAGCGGCGGCCGCGCACAAAAAGCGUUUUCAGUCGAGCAUCUGUCAAUGGUGGGAGUGAACUGCGAUGGGCGAAAUCCGUGGUCUCUGCUAUUACAGUGCAUGAAUGAUCUACCCCAAAUGCCGAAGAAGAGCGAGGCAAUUCGACGGCAGUUCCUCAAAGACAAUCCAAAAUACCUGAAACAUGAGUCCUUGGCCUGUGUUAUUGCAGAUGAUGAGGUUGUCACACUGGGCACACUGGUCCGUGAAGAAGACCUUCUCGCUGCGAAUCCACCUGUUCUUUGUUUACAAAUCCCGGGGCCCAACGAAGAAACAGCGUUGCGCUAUAUCAAAGCAGCGAAAGUUGUCAAAUUGGUGCAGUUGAACACGACAUUUUUCUCAUAUGCCCCUAUUCUGGAACGGCUGAAAGAAAUGAAGGAGUUGCCCUUUGAGGAUGAAAUACUUCGAUGGGAAGAAAAUUAUAGUCCCAAACCUCCUGCCUACCUGCUCUCCCCCAUUAUCACAGCUCUAGUGGAAGACUUGCGUCGUAACCCUUCUCGAGAUCUUCAGGGUGCUCUUGGACUUCCUCGUCCCACGAAAUUGGACAAGUCACAGGCCGAGUGUUUCAUUACAGGGAUGACCACUAGAUUAAGUACUAUUCAAGGCCCUCCUGCAGGGACAGGAAAAUCGUUCAUUGGCGCACUGAUCGCAAAAGCCAUUUUCCUCUACUCUGACGAAACAAUUCUCGUCUUAACCUAUAAGCACCACGCUCUGGAUCAGUUCCUCAUCGAUUUGAUUGACCUGGGCAUUUCGAAGACCGAAAUAGUGCGUCUAGGCUCUGCUAAAAAGGCUGCUGCAUCCGUCCGCGACCUUUCAAUAAAGGACGCCGCAUCGCUGGUAAGGCUUACGCGAGAGCAAUGUCAGAUGCUCGAUUGGGUCAAGGCAAAAGUGCGAGAUGAAGGAGAUACCUUGCAGCAAGCAUUUACAGGUCUAGAGCAGCAAGCCCCUUCGAAAGACGACAUUCUCGAACACCUUGAAUUUCUCACCGAAGGCCCGCCUUUCUUUGCAGCCUUCCAAGUCCCGCAGCGCAAUGAUGGUAUCGUCCAUGUAGGCAAGAAUGGAAAAAUGAAAUUCAAUGCAUCCUACCUGCUGGAUCGGUGGCGCCGAGGAAAAGAUGCUACGCCCUUCAAGAAGAUGGCCCAACAGUACCCCGAGGUAUGGAACAUCAAAGCAUCCGCCCGACAUAGUUUGCUGCGGCAAUGGGAAGCCGAUAUACUCAAAGAGAGGUUUGAUGCCGUUCACUCAGCAGGACAUAACUAUAACAAGGAACUAGAGCAGGUCGCAUCGAUAUAUUUGGAGAGAGAACUCACAGUGCUUCGCUCCAAGCGCGUCAUUGCCUGCACAACUACAGCGGCAGCGAAAUAUGUGCAGAUGCUGAACUCAGCUCGUCCUGGAGUUGUGUUGGUAGAAGAGGCAGGCGAAAUACUUGAGAGCCACGUUUUGACUGCUUUGGGCCCGGAUACGAAGCAGCUGAUUCUGAUCGGAGAUCAUAAGCAACUGCGACCAAAAGUCAACUUCGCGCUCAGUGUCGAGAAGGGGGAUGGUUACGAGCUCAAUCAAUCUCUCUUUGAAAGGCUCGUGGUACAACAAGGAUAUCCUUAUACCACCUUGCUCCAGCAGCAUCGUAUGCGGCCCGAAUUGGCUGGCUUUGUAAGGGAAUUGACAUAUCCAGACCUAGUGGAUGCCAGCAGUACCAAGAACCGACCAAAAAUCAAGGGAUUGCAGGACAAUAUAAUCUUCCUCAACCAUUCGCACAGCGAAGAGCAGAUGAAACACGUACGCGACUGGAAAGAUGGUACAUCACCGGCCACGAAGAGGAACCUGUAUGAGACGCAUAUGGCAAUCAAAUGCCUGCGUUACCUCGGUCAGCAAGAUAUCAACACGCCAACGGACAAAAUUGUCAUCUUGACGCCUUAUCUCGGCCAACUCCAUCUUCUCAGAGAAGAACUCAGCAAGGCUAAUAAUGACCCGGUUUUGAACGACCUUGACUCGCAUGACUUGGCCCGCGCCGGCUUGAUGCCUCCUGCCACCGCGCAGGUCAACAAACCGAAGAUUAAGAUAUCUACGAUAGAUAACUUCCAGGGCGACGAGAGCGAGAUCGUGAUUGUGACACUGACGCGAAGCAACGACAAUGGCGACAUAGGCUUCAUGUCUUCUCCAGAGCGUCUAAACGUACUUCUUUCGCGGGCUAGAAAUGGUCUAAUCAUCAUUGGGAAUGCAGAAACAUUUAUGAGCUCUAAAAAGGGAGGGAAAUUAUGGAAACGAUUCAUUGAUAUGCUCAAGGCUAAGAAUCAUAUCUAUCACGGGCUUCCGGUGAAAUGUGAACAACAUCCGGCAAGGCAUGCUGUUCUGCGCUCUCCUGAAGAUUUCGAAAACGAAUGCCCCGAUGGUGGGUGCAAGGAGCCCUGUGGCGCGUUGUUAAAGUGUGGUGUACACAAGUGUCCAAGAAAUUGUCACUAUCGCUCUGAUCACUCCCAAAUGAAGUGUGAUAAGAUUGUGGAAACUAAGUGUGCGAAGGGACAUGUGCAAACUCGAAAAUGUUCUGAAAUCUCGCCGCUAAAAUGCAGAAAGUGCGAGAUCGAGACUCAACGGGACCAGAAGACCUUGGAACGGGACAUGGCAUUGCAGGACAAGCGGUUGCAAGAGCAGGUAAAAUACGAGAUGAGUCUUGCAGAGCUCGACAUGCAAAUACGAAAGAUUAGGGAGGAAGCCGAGGACAAAAAGACAGCGCAGGAAAGAGCACAGGCAUUGGAGCAGAAAAAACGCGACUUAGAGGCGGCUCAACAUAAUGCAACGCAACCUCCUCCAACCACAAACACAGCAGCCAAUGACAAAAAAUAUUUAGCCCCUCAACAGUCAGAGACUAAUAACCGGAAAGCAUCGGCUGUCUCAACACCAUCUGCUCGCAACGAAAGCGCCUCCGCAGUAGAGUGGGAGCGGCAGAAGAGAGUCGAGGGAGAGCAUAAUGCUGCCCUUGAUGAUCUGAUGGCGCUUUCUGGGUUGGAGGAAGUCAAAGAGAAAUUCCUCGACAUUAAGACCAAGAUCGAAACCGCUGCAAGACAAGGUAUUGAUGUGAAGAAGGAGAGAAUGGGAAUGGUGAUGUUGGGCAAUCCAGGUACAGCAGGAAAAACAACAGUGGCGCGUAUAUAUGCGCGAUUCCUCGCUUCUGUAGGGGCAUUACCUGGAAAGGAGUUUACUGAGAUCACGGGCUCUGGACUAGCAAACGAUGGUGUCGCUGGUGCGAAGAAGAUUAUCGAGGGCCUUAUCAAAGCUGGCGGUGGAGUCUUCUUCAUUGAUGAAGCCUAUCAGCUCGCGUCUGGGAACAACUUUGGUGGGAAGAAUGUACUCGAUUUCAUCUUGGCUGAAAUCGAAGAACGAAGAGGCACCAUCGCUUUCAUUCUCGCUGGAUAUGACAAGGAGAUGGAGAAGUUCUUCGAGCACAAUCCUGGAUUCGACAGUCGGAUGCCUCACAGGCUAAAAUUCGCUGAUUAUUCGGACGAUGUCCUAUUGACCAUGUUGAAAGCGCUGGUAGAGAAAAAGUAUAAUGGUCGGGCUACACUCGAGGAUGACGGCUCCGACCUAUACGCCAGGAUUCUUACCAAACGUCUCGGAAGGAGACGAGGGACAGAAGGAUAUGGAAAUGCACGUGAUCUGGAGAAUGUUUGGGCACAGGUCACCGAGCGCCAGGCUUCCCGGCUGAAAAAGGAACGGAUUGCAGGAGGUUUACCGGAUGACCUGAUUUUCACAAAAGAGGAUAUCAUUGGGCACGAGCCAAGCGGAGUGAUAAAAGACAGCGCUGCAUGGAAGAAGCUUCAGUCUUUGGUAGGACUAGAAAAGGUCAAGAAGUCGGUGAAGGCGCUUGUCGAUGCUAUGCAACGCAACUAUCACAGGGAGUUGAAAGAUCUAGAUCCCCUUGAGUUUACGCUUCAUCGCGUAUUUCUUGGUUCUCCCGGCACAGGGAAAACAACCGUUGCCAAGUUGUAUGGCGCGAUAUUGGCAGAUAUGGGCUUGCUAUCGAAGCGAGAGGUGGUCGUCAAAAACCCCUCGGAUUUUGUAGGAUCAGCGCUGGGCCAGUCGGAGGAGAAUACUAAAAAAAUCCUCAAAGCUGCUGCGGGAAAGGUAUUGGUGAUCGAUGAAGCGUAUGGUCUUGAUGCCGGUGGAGGCGUGGGCAGUGGUCACAAAGACCCUUUUAAGACUGCCGUUAUUGACACCAUCGUAGCCCAGGUGCAGAAUACUCCAGGAGAAGACUUGUGUGUCCUCCUGCUGGGGUACCAAGAACAAAUGGAGGAAAUGAUGAAUCGCUCGAAUCCGGGCCUUGCGAGGCGAUUUCGUCUCUCGGACGCAUUCUAUUUCGAGGACUUUAGCGAUGCGGACUUGAUGCAUGUUCUAGAUUUCAAACUGAAGGAGCAAGGAUUAAAGGCAACGGCAGAUGCUAAGAGGACUGCUAUUGAAGUUCUAGCACGCGAACGAGAUCGUCCUAAUUUUGGCAAUGCAGGUGCUGUCGAAAACAUCAUCUCACGCGCCAAGGAAUUGGAACAGAAGCGAACUUCUGCAGUCGAGACAGAUGGCAUUAAUCCAGACGUGUUCUUCCUCCCUCAAGACUUUGAUGAGGACUAUGAUAGAGCGAGUGCGGCUGGACUCAGCUGUCGAGACUUGUUCGCCGAUAUUGUAGGGUGUGAGAAACUCAUUAAAAAGCUUGAAAGGUAUCAGCAAAUCGCCCAAAAUAUGAAGACCACGGGGAAAGACCCUCGGACUCUAGUUCCUUUCAAUUUCCUUUUCAAAGGCCCCCCAGGAACGGGAAAAACGACAGUAGCACGUAAAAUGGGCCAACUCUACUACGAAAUGGGGAUCCUGGGAUCGAGCGAGUACGUUGAAUGCUCCGCGUCCGAUCUUAUAGGUCAAUAUGUUGGACAAACGGGCCCAAAGACGCAGGGAAAACUGACCGAGGCUCUGGGGCGGGUUCUGUUCGUGGACGAAGCAUACAGGUUUUGUGAUGGCCAUUUUGGAAAAGAAGCUGUCAACGAGCUCGUCGACUGCCUGACAAAACAAAAGUAUAUGGGAAAGAUUGUCGUGAUCCUCGCCGGUUAUACCCAUCAGAUCGACGAACUCUUACAGAUCAAUCCUGGCCUUUCCAGUCGGUUUCCGGAAGAAGUCGUCUUUGAAAAUAUGGAUCCAGAGAUAUGUGUUGAACUUUUGGAUAUCGAAUUGAAGAAAAACGAUAUUGAAGUUACACCGCCGUUGAAUAAUGAGUUGUUGCUUGUAGAACGACAGCAAAUGAUUGAUAUCUUUGCAAAGCUUUCCAGGCUUCGGUCAUGGGGAAACGGCCGGGAUGUUAAAAAUAUCGCGAAGGAUAUCUGCUCGGAUGCAUUUGCUGGCAAUAUGUCCAAGGAACUGAGAGUGACAUUCGCUGACAUUCUAAGACACCUAAACAAGAUGCUCAAAUCUCAAAUGGCCCGAAAUGAAAGCAGAGAGGACUUUACUCACCCAACCAAUCAUGGCUUCUCUUCUAGCUUGCUUCCUCCGAUGCAAGAUUUACCAAAGGCACCAAUAACUGCGUCGUCUAUCACAUCGAAGACCGAAACGGCCGAGCCAGUUCCAACAAAUGAGAAAGAAGUAUAUGAAAAGGAUACUUCCGAAGACAUUGCAGACUCUACUCAACGUGAUCCGGGAGUAUCUGAUGAGGUGUGGCAACAACUGCAGCGAAACAUCGCAGAGGAAAAGGCCCUGAAACAAGUCGAAGACAUGUUCAUCUCGGCCCAACAGCGCGAUUACGAGGCGCAUAAAGAGUCCGAGACGGUCAGGCUAAAAGAAAUCCAACGGUUAGAAGAGGAAAAACGAUUAGCGGAUGAAAGUCGCCGCAAAGUUAUUGAAGAGCAGCUCAGACAGGAAAAAAGAUGCAUGGAGGCUGCUUUGAAAGCGAAGAGAGAGGCUGAAGAGAAAUUGAGAAAGGCACAAGAAGAGGCAGAGAAGAGGAGACAGCAGGAAUUGGCGGUUCAAAAGAAGAUUAGAGAUAUGGGAAUUUGUCCAGCCGGGUUUCGAUGGAUCAAGGGGGGAGCAGGCUACCGGUGUGCAGGGGGUUCGCAUUAUCUGAGCAAUUCACAGCUUGGAAUAUGA
This is a messenger RNA of Talaromyces proteolyticus, 7017 nucleotides long. RefSeq names its product P-loop containing nucleoside triphosphate hydrolase protein. NCBI's taxonomy places the organism in Eukaryota, Fungi, Ascomycota, Eurotiomycetes, Eurotiales, Trichocomaceae. Gene Ontology annotation, molecular function: helicase activity; ATP hydrolysis activity; ATP binding. Bases 1 to 7017 code for a protein of 2338 amino acids. The transcript has 7 exons. The record is from RefSeq and is a predicted model, not a curated record.